This is a messenger RNA of Coregonus clupeaformis (lake whitefish), 2843 nucleotides long. Its product is annotated as zinc finger protein 420-like. The transcript is spliced from 3 exons. Gene Ontology annotation, molecular function: DNA-binding transcription factor activity, RNA polymerase II-specific; RNA polymerase II cis-regulatory region sequence-specific DNA binding. NCBI's taxonomy places the organism in Eukaryota, Metazoa, Chordata, Actinopteri, Salmoniformes, Salmonidae. Gene Ontology annotation, biological process: regulation of transcription by RNA polymerase II. The coding region runs from base 175 to 1398 and encodes 407 amino acids. The record is from RefSeq and is a predicted model, not a curated record.
UAUGCAGUGUUUCGUUUGGAAAUAACUCAAAGCCAGAAAGAAAACAGGGCAUUGCAGAGGAAACUACAGCUACUGGAACUGAAGGUGGCACGGGAGCGCGCAGAGAGGACAACGCGAGAGCGAGUCCUCACUAGUCGUCCCAGCAGUUUCAAAAUCCUCGAUCGAUACAGAGGAAUGGCAAGAGGUGAAGGACAUCUCACUGGAGGCCACAGGAGCUUUGUGAAGCCAGCAGGACACAAUGUGUGGAGAGAUGACCAACCCAUAGCUAUAGAUGAGGGGAGUGGAACCUCAACCCAGCAUGUUAUCGUGAUAGAGUCUGCAGAUGCAGAGGCUGCAGGUCCUGGGGUCAAGCAGGAGAGGUCUGAAGGAAAGGAGGACCCACAGCACUGCAGAGACAUCCAGACUGGAGGGUCUGGAGCGCCUCCUGUGGCCACGGAGGACCCCACCCUCGCCCCAGCACUGCCCAGGGCCCAAUGCAGCAUCACGGAGGUCAGUGGAACGCUGAACCCCGUCCUCAAGUCAGAGACAGACACUGAGACUUUAACAGGGCUGGAGCGACUGGGCAGUCCUCCUGCUCCCCUCUCAGAGUAUUUACUUUACGGUAACACAAGCCAGAGGACGGUUCUGUCCCAUCAGAACUCAGGUGACACAUUACAGAAUGUCAAUGAUCCAUCCUGUUCAUAUGCUACAGAGACAGAGAUGAUAGCUGGUGACAUGCCUGUGUGCUUAGAUACACAGACUAAUCCAAUGAGAGGGGAAUGGAACCAGUACAGUAGUGGUGUAUACUCUGAAGGGUUCCUAGAUAAGAAAGGGGAGGUUCUGGUUGUAGAUGAGGUGACUGUGAAAGUGGAGGGUGACACUCCUCUGACAUGGAAUGCAGACGAGACUCAUUUAGGAGAAGGGCACUCCCAGGGAAACAAGAGUAACUUCAUAGACUACAGGGAUAGCUUAGAGCCAAAUCCAAAUAUGGCAACCCACGCGCUCAGGGAUCGUGACCCAGUGUCCAUGUCUAUGGCACCUUCCGAUUCACACGACCGCAUCCUUUUCGAUGAGGUAUUUAUCUCAAACGACAGGGCUAGAGACCAGACUCGGGGAGGGGGGGCAACAUCAGGCAGUAAUAAAGAAAAACGGUUCUUCUGCAUGUUCUGUAACAAAGGCUUCAACAGCCCUCAGAAGGUGGAGAUCCACCAGAGGGUCCACACAGGGGGGAAACCCUACAGCUGUACUCAGUGUCACAUGCGCUUCUCCCAGGCUUGGAACCUGAAGAUCCACCAGAGGGUCCACACAGGGGAGAAACCCUUCAGCUGUACCCAGUGUCUUGUGCGCUUCUCCCACUCAUCCAGCCUGAAGAGGCACCAGAGGGUCCACACAGGGAAGAAACGAUACAGCUGCUCCUAGUGUGGGAAGAGAUUCUCCCACCAGAACCAUCUGAAGAUGCAGCUGAAGCUUCACAUGGGGGAAAAGCCGUUUGCCUGUACGCAUUGCGGGAAGAGGUUCUCAGAGAGGAGCUACCUCAGGAUACAUAAGCAGAAAGAACAUUCCACUCUAUAACAUAGAAAGUAACCAUUCCACUUGAUAUCAUCUGACGUUUAGAUCAAACCUUGCAUUAAAGACAAAGAUACAUUUUCAUUUGCAAUAACAAGAGUAACAGAUUUCAGUGUUGAAUAUUCCUGGGUAGAAUAUCGCAUCCAGACAGUGGCCAUGUCCGAAUACCCAUACUAGCGUACUACAUACUUAAACUGCAUACUAAUUUUGGUGUUGGAUCUGGUAGAAUUCACGAAUCUUUUCCCACUCACGUGAUAAACAGAUAAAUUAACGCACUGUACCAAAAUGAACAAAUGGCGGGAGUCAAUGUAAUCGCACAUUAGAUGGCGCAUUCGUCGUACUAUUUUCAACAUUUCACAUACUAUAGAACUUUACUAUUUAGUACGCAAGUAUGGGUAUUCGGACACGGCCAUUGUGUGAUAUAUAAGGCAUAUAUAAGCCUAAGUCUGUUACAUAUUGUGUUUGUACUGUGUAGCUAUAUGAUGUUCACAAAUGCCUAUUUCAUUACUUCCAUUCAACUACUUAAUUUUUCCCCCAAGACACUCUUAAUUAGAAAAUCAAUGCAGUUUAUCAAGUUCAUGCAGAUUUUUUGUUGAGACAUUACAUUUGAGAUUUUAGUCAUUUAGCAGACGCGCUUAUCCAGAGGGACUUACAAUUGGUGCAUUCAUCUUAAGAAAACUGGGUGAGACAACCACAUAACAAGUACAUUUUCCCUCUAAAGUAGUUAUCAGCAGCGGUCGGAAAAUGGUUAGGGACUCUUCUGUCUUAGCUUCAGGGAAAGCUGGUCCACCAUUGGGCUGCCAGGACAGAGAAGAGCUUCGACUAGCAUGUGAACGCAGCGAUCUCUGUUGGAAGCUUUAAAAAAUCUUUGUCUAGAUAUUUCACAUUCUUAGCAGGUGGAAAGAUAGUUCAGGGCGUAGAGCCACAUGGCAGAUGAAUCCAUCCUGAAACCAUAACACAGGAUCACAUUUUGAGAGAGUCUAUUUAGAUAUUUUCUCUUUCUCCAACAGUGAUUGUAAAUGGAACAGCUAUAGUAUUUGUUAUUGAUAAUUAUCAAAUUAUGUACCCAAAGUUUUUUUGUUAAUAUGUAAAAGUGAGUUGAAAAAGUUUUAAUUCAAACCCAAGCAAGUGCAAAGCUUCGUUAGAUCCCUGUCAUAAGCUUCCAAAACAGUGCCCUCUGCUGGACAGUACUUACAGACUUAGUCUAGAUAUUAUUCUACACUGGAAAAAAAUAUUAAACGCAACAUGCAAGUGUUGUCCCGUGUAGCUCAGUUGGUAGAGCAUGGCGCUUGCAACGC